Molecule: messenger RNA, 1790 nt
Organism: Athalia rosae (coleseed sawfly)
Lineage: Eukaryota; Metazoa; Arthropoda; Insecta; Hymenoptera; Athaliidae
Gene: Vamp7
Product: vesicle-associated membrane protein 7
Exons: 6
Coding region: 229-891 (220 amino acids)
Biological process (GO): vesicle fusion; exocytosis
Cellular component (GO): SNARE complex; membrane
Molecular function (GO): SNARE binding; SNAP receptor activity
Source: RefSeq, a predicted model, not a curated record
UAAACGCGCUGUGCUUUGCGCUGCUUUGUUUGCGACAGAAGUAGCGACGAGUGUUUUGACGCGUUUGACGUUUGUGUUAAUUUCGUCGUUAUCUAGUGAUUCAUCGUACCCUGAUGUGGGUUAUUCAUUCCAUAGUUGCAUUGUUUUCAACUGCAGCGUGAGAUUAAUUUGAAGAGUAUAAAAUUUUUCUAUAACCUUCAUCGACAUCUCCAUAAAUUAAGAUAGAAAAUGCCUCUCUUCUACAGCGUUGUGGCUCGUGGUCCCACAGUGCUUGCUAAACAUGCGGCGUGCGCAGGAAACUUUUCCGAAUUCACAGAGCAGAUCUUGGCCAAAAUACCUCCUGACAACGACAAGCUCACCUACUCGCAAGGGCCAUACCUCUUCCAUUACAUCUGUGAGAACAGAAUAAUAUACAUGUGCAUUGCAGACGACGAUUUUCAAAGAUCACGUGCAUUCUUGUACCUUAAUGAAAUCAAGAGAAGAUUUCAGGCAGCUUAUGGGCAGGGUGCUCAAACUGCUCUGGCUUACGCAAUGAACUCAGAGUUUUCAAGAGUUUUGGCCAAUGAAAUGAAACACUAUAGCGAAUCAAAGGAUAUUGACACUCUUUCUAAAGUUCAUGGAGAACUUGACGAACUCAAAGAUAUCAUGGUAAAAAAUAUCGACAAUGUCGCCAUGCGAGGAGAGAGACUCGAACUGCUUGUUAAUAAAACCGAGAAUCUGACUGCCAGCUCUGUCACGUUUAGAAAAACCAGCAGGAACUUGGCUCGUUCCCUCUUCUGGAAAAACAUCAAACUCUACGUGAUUGUAGCUCUCAUCUUAAUUGUUGUCAUAUACUUUGUCGUCUCUAUGGCUUGCGGGGGUCUUGCAUGGCAGAAAUGUGUUGGAAAUUGAACAUGAUACAAACUCUCUAGAUUUUGUACGUGCUAUUCACGGACUCGUGGCUUGAUCUUACAUACAUAAGUAUGCACGAUUUUGCAGAGGUUGAAAAAAUCAAUUGAUAAACUGACACGAUAAAUCUGUUCUACUAUUUGUUUGGGAAUACCAGAAAAGAAGAAUGAUGAGGUCGGUGGUCUAUGUAACGUAUGAUACUAUGACGACAUCGAGCACGUCGCGUAGUCUACCUACCGAUUCAUACAUUCAAUUUCUCACCAUUAACCUUGUAUAUUGUAAAUACCUAUUGUUAAACUAUCCGUAACCAAUUAAAUAUGUAUAUUAUAGCGGGUGAGUCUGGGUACUUUUGUCCGUCGGUUUCUUCAAAGUCGGUAUCUAGAUUUUAUCCGUCAGAUUAGGUGCUAAGAACUUUCCUCGUAAUCAUUGAUCAGCAUGAUGCCUCAAUCUCAAUACUUCGGAAUUAUUCCAUCGUGAAAUUGGAUUGGAGUUCAAAAACUAGGAAAUUAUCGAAGCACCGGAAAUUUAUCUCUAAAUAAUGUUUAUUUUGUACAAUAAAAUGAAACAACAGCUCAAAGUGCAAUGGAAUGAUUCAUCUUUUGUUUCGCUCAUUCGCUGAACGAUUAACCCAAAAUAAAAAAAAAAAUAAAAAAAUUAUAAUCCUAAUGUCGAUUUGUGAACGUCGUAUCAUUUUUACUUUAAUUAGGUAGCAUAAUUUAUAAUCACACCGAAAAAUAUGAUCGAUCAACUAUUUCAUUUGUAAACUUUACUUUAAGUUAUAUGUAUGAUAUGCACACCUAUAUCCAUAUAUAUACAUAUAUUAUAUCUUAUUUUACCGUUCCCUAAUGCGUUAACUCUUUGUUUUAGUUAUUACUUUAAAAAAUUACUACUUAUGAAGAUUA